AUGAGCGCCACCCACGCCUGUUCACAGGGCCACCAGAGGCCGAAUUUGGAUACAGCGUCUUGCAGCAUGUUGGGGGUGGACAGCGAUGGCUGUCCAACAUACAUGGAUGUCGUCAUUGUUUUGGAUGGCUCCAAUAGUAUCUAUCCCUGGUCUGAAGUUCAGACUUUCCUUCGGAGGCUGGUAGGGAGACUCUUUAUUGAUCCGGAGCAGAUACAGGUAGGACUGGUACAGUAUGGGGAGAGCCCUGUGCACGAGUGGUCCCUGGGAGAUUUCCGAACCAAGGAAGAAGUUGUGAGAGCAGCAAGGAACCUCAGCCGGCGGGAGGGGCGAGAAACAAGAACUGCCCAAGCGAUAAUGCUGGCAUGCACAGAAGGGUUCAGCCAGUCCCGGGGGGGCAGACCUGAGGCUGCAAGGCUGCUGGUGGUUGUCACUGAUGGGGAAUCUCAUGAUGGAGAGGAGCUUCCAGCCGCACUAAAGGCCUGUGAGGCUGGAAAAGUAACACGUUACGGGAUCGCGGUCCUGGGCCACUAUCUCCGGCGACAGAGAGACCCUAGCUCUUUCCUUCGGGAAAUCAGAGCUAUCGCUAGUGAUCCAGAUGAGCGGUUCUUCUUUAAUGUCACAGAUGAGGCUGCACUGACGGACAUUGUGGAUGCACUGGGAGACCGGAUAUUUGGUCUGGAGGGGUCCCGUGGGGAAAACGAAAGCUCCUUUGGGCUAGAAAUGUCUGAGAUUGGCUUCUCCACCCACCGAUUACAGGAUGGGAUUCUCUUUGGGAUGGUGGGGGCCUAUGACUGGGGGGGCUCGGUACUAUGGCUUGAAGAAGGUCGCCGCCUUUUCCCCCCACGAACGGCCCUGGAAGAUGAGUUUCCCCCUGCCUUGCAGAACCAUGCAGCCUACCUGGGUUACUCUGUUUCCUCCAUGCUUCUGCCCGGUGGCCGCCGCCUCUUUCUCUCGGGGGCACCGAGGUUUAGACAUCGAGGAAAAGUCAUCGCCUUCCAGCUAAAGAAAGAUGGGUCUCUGAGGGUCACCCAGAGCCUCCAGGGGGAUCAGAUUGGCUCAUACUUUGGCAGUGAGCUCUGCCCAUUGGAUACAGACAAGGAUGGGAUAACUGAUGUCUUACUUGUGGCGGCCCCUAUGUUCCUGGGUCCCCAGAACAAAGAGACUGGACGUGUGUAUGUAUAUGUGGUGGGCCAGCAAAUUUUGCUGAUGCUCCAAGGAACCCUUCAGCCAGAACGUCCCCAGGAUUCUCGUUUUGGCUUUGCCAUGGCUGCUCUUCCUGAUCUGAACCAAGACGGUUUUGCUGAUGUGGCUGUGGGGGCUCCCCUGGAGGAUGGGCACCAGGGAGCGCUAUACCUGUAUCACGGAACCCAGAAUGGAAUCAGGUCCCAUCCUACCCAGCGGAUUGCUGCUGUAUCCAUGCCACAGGCCCUCCGCUACUUUGGCCGAAGUGUGGAUGGCCGGUUAGACCUGGAUGGAGAUGAUCUUGUGGAUGUUGCUGUGGGUGCCCAUGGGGCAGCCAUCCUGUUCAGCUCCCAGCCCAUCAUACACCUGUUGCCAACCCUGGAUGUGAAGCCACCACACAUCAGUGUGGUUCAAAAGGACUGUAGGCGAAGAGGCCAGGAAGCAGCCUGCCUCACUGCAGCCCUGUGCUUCCGAGUGACGUCUCACACUGCGGGGCGGUGGGACCGCAGAUUCUACAUCCAGUUCUCGGCAUCACUGGAUGAGUGGACAGCUGGGGCGCGUGCAGCAUUUGAUGGCUCCGGCCAGCGGCUGUCGCCUCGGCAGCUCCAGCUCAGUGUAGGGAAUGUCACCUGUGAGCAGCUGCACUUCCACGUACUGGAUACAUCAGAUUACCUCCGGCCAGUCGCCUUGACUGUGACCUUUACCUUGGACAACACCACAAAGCCAGGGCCUGUGCUGGAUGAGGGAUCGUCCACCUCUGUCCGAAAGCUGGUCCCCUUCUCAAAAGACUGCGGCCCCGACAAUGAAUGUAUCACAGACCUGGUACUUCAAGCGGACAUGGACAUCAGGGGCUCCAGGAAGUCCCCAUUUGUGGUUCACGGUGACCGACAGAAACUGCUGGUGUCAGCAACCCUGGAGAACAAGAAGGAAAAUGCCUACAACACUAGCCUGAGUCUCAGGUUCUCUAGAAACCUCCACCUGACCAGUCUUACUCCUCAGAGAGCCAAAUCAGUGAAGGUGGAAUGUACUGUCCCUUCCCCCCAUGCCCGGGUGUGCAUUGUGGGCCAUCCAGUCUUCCAGGCGGGGGCCAAGGUGACCUUUCUGUUAGAGUUUGAAUUUAGCUGCAGUUUCCUCCUGAGCCAGGCCUUGGUGAGGCUGACUGCCAGCAGCGAUAGCCUGGAGAGAAAUGAGACCCUUCAGGACAAUACAGUUCAGACCUCUGCCUACAUCCGAUACGAGCCUCACCUCCUGUUCUCUAGUGAGUCCACCCUACAUCGAUACGAGGUUCACCCUUACAGGACUCUCCCAGUGGGUCCUGGCCCUGAAUUCAAAACCACUCUGAGGGUUCAGAACCUUGGCUGUCAUGUGGUCAGUGGUCUCAUCAUCUCAGCCCUCCUUCCGGCUGUGGCCCACGGGGGCAGUUACUUCCUGUCACUGUCUCAAGUCAUAGCCAGCAAUGCAAGCUGCACAGUGCAGAAUCUGACUGAGCCCCCAGGACCCCCUGUGCACCCAGAGGAGCUUCAGCACACAAACAGACUGAAUGGGAGUAACACUCGGUGUCAGGUGGUGAGGUGCCACCUUGGACAGCUGGCAAAGGGGACUGAGAUCUCUGUUGGACUGCUGAGGCUGGUUCACAACGAAUUCUUCCGGAGGGCCAAGUUCAAGUCUCUGACGGUGGUCAGCACCUUCAAGUUAGGAACUGAGAAGGGCAGUGUCCUGCAGCUGACGGAAGCUCCCUGGAGUGAGAGCCUCUUGGAGGUGAUUCAGAGCCCCACCGUCCCCAUCUCCCUGUGGAUCCUCGUGGGCAGCAUCCUGGGAGGGUUGCUCCUGCUUGCUCUCCUUGUCUUCUGCCUGUGGAAGCUUGGCUUCUUUGCCCGUAAGAAAAUCCCCAAGGAAGAACCGACUGAUGAGAAGUUGGAGCAGUGACUGCAGAAGGGUCAGAAAGUCCUCCUUGGCAGUCUUUUCAAGAGACUCGUGUCAAAAAACGAGGCUUGGAGGCGCAGAGGGGAAAGGAUGCUUCUGGAAUAUGUCUCCAGACCUGCAGCCUGACUUGACUUUUGAGCCAUGGGUAUGUGGCUGGCAAGAGAUGAGGCUUUGCCUCAGACACGAAGGGUUGGCACCAAAACACAUAAUGUCCCCACCCUGUGCUUUCCUCCUGGCCCUGACGGGGUUCCACAGUCAACAUUGGGUCUUCGUUUCUCCCAUCACAAGGGGUCAAAGGAUUUUUUUUCCUGACACCUUCAGAUGCCCUUUGUCCUCCCUCGCGAUUCCGAAAAGGUUCUCCUCCACACCCCCACACCUCCCACACCCUCUCACCUUCCUGCCUGCUCCCCACUCCGCAGGAGAGAGCUGACGUUGACUUAAAAGAAGUAAAGUCAACAUCUGCGGCUCUCCUGUGGAGUCUAGUGAUUCACAGAGCCGGAUGGGGAGAGUCAACAGGAAAAGAGGGAGGAGAAAAAGCCACAAGAGACAUUCUGUACAAUUCCAAGGCACAGAGAAGCGUUCAGACAGGCAACCGCCAGCUCUCCUGAAACCUGAGACUUCAUGGGACGCCGGCCCUCAGGUGCUGGGGAAACCCAGCUGGCCCCCGGGGCUCUCUGGGCUUCAGCGUCCCAACCCUCAUCUUUCUUUAGGAGCAAAGCCAGGACCUGGCCCUGAGUUUUCUGGAAUCAGGGUCCCCCUGGUGGCUCAAAUUGGAAUAGCAGGGAGCUCGUUGGCAGCUUUUCCGUCUUUGCGGCUUCCUUGGAGAAAGCGGCUUGAUGGUGGGAAGCCCUUUGCCACACCAGUUUUGGGAAAUAGCAGCCGCUGCGAGAUCCAAACGAAGGGGAUCUGCAUCAAGAAACCUAAGUGGUUGGCAUGAGACCUCGGGGGAGUAAGCCCUUCCUUGUCCAGCAUCGGCUGACUUUAUAGCAGUACCGUCUUCCCUGGAAGAUCUUUCUGGGACUCGUGUCGUGUGUAGUGCGUAGGUUUCUCUGUUGGAGUGAGUUUUCAGCCUUAUUUGAUGUUUACUGGAAAACUCAAGUUAACUCUGAAUUCCCUCCCUCUUGUCCGAUGUUUUGGUUCAUGGGCCACUGGAAUUCUCAUAGUAACUGGGAAACUUGUUUUUUAUUGUAAGUAAGACUUUGAACAGCAAAGUCAGUUGCGGGUCGCCAGAGUUCAGCUCUGAUGGACAGAUACCCUCAGACGGAGAUCUGAUUGGGCCCCUGCCACAGAGCCUGUCUUCCCAGGCUGUUUGCAGUGUUUAUUUUGGUGUCUCUGGUCUUCGGCAGAGCCGCCCUCUGUGGGUAUUGUCGUUUCUACCACGGUGAUCAGAUGGUCAGAACAAAUAAAAUCCAGUAUCAAGUGACUUCUGGCUCUGUUUGGGUUUCCUUGGAUAUAGACUGC
Microtus ochrogaster (prairie vole) is the source of this 4566-nucleotide messenger RNA. RefSeq names its product integrin subunit alpha 10 (gene Itga10). Gene Ontology annotation, biological process: integrin-mediated signaling pathway; cell adhesion mediated by integrin; cell-cell adhesion. Lineage: Eukaryota; Metazoa; Chordata; Mammalia; Rodentia; Cricetidae. Gene Ontology annotation, molecular function: integrin binding. The record is from RefSeq and is a predicted model, not a curated record. Gene Ontology annotation, cellular component: integrin complex; external side of plasma membrane.